Messenger RNA from Cladophialophora yegresii CBS 114405, 1539 nucleotides. RefSeq lists its product as uncharacterized. The record is from RefSeq and is a predicted model, not a curated record. The transcript is spliced from 2 exons. Lineage: Eukaryota; Fungi; Ascomycota; Eurotiomycetes; Chaetothyriales; Herpotrichiellaceae. The coding region runs from base 1 to 1539 and encodes 512 amino acids.
AUGGGAAGAUACGUAGGAUUAAAUGCGAUGAAACCAGACCGAGCUUGCGACGGGUACGAGUUCCCCAAGGACAGCUCUAGCAGCUCAGCAUCAAGCGCGGUAUUGCCACCUCAGCGGCGACCGGCUGUCUUCGAAUACCUAUUUGAACCCAAUUCAAUCACCAAGCCGUUUCAAGGCACUACCCAAGAACGCCGUAUCUUCCACCGGUUUCAAUAUUGCACGGUACCCGCCUUUGCUGGAGGGUCCGAAACAGGUUUCUGGACGAAGCUCGUACUCAAAGUGGGUCAGGAGGAACCGGUGGUCCGGAACGCAAUCAUUGCAUUGGGGACCUUGCAUGAGGAUUACCAGGACCGCUGUGGCAAAUACAGCCCUCAACUGAUUGAUGACCAGAGCUACCAACACGCCUUGAAGCUCUAUGGGGGUGCCUUGCGUGAGUUGAACCAGAGACUGAACGAGCCCACCAAAUCCAACGCCAAGCUCGCCAUCAUCGCAAGUAUAUUAUUUGCUUGCUUCGAAGUCCUCCGCCGCAAUAACAUGGCCGCCGUCAUCCACUAUCAGCAAGGCAUGCGAGCAUUGAUCAAGCAAAUGAACAUCCCUCCGACCACUGAGAGCUCGCUCACACCCUAUUCUCGGGGCUCAAAAGCGAAAUUCCGCGAGAUGCCUCAGGACGAAGUCGAUGAGCUCCUGCGAGUCUUUGCUCGAUACGACAUACAGGCAUGCACAUUCUCGAAAGACCUAGCAGAACCUUUAGCAGCCGAUGUUAGCCAAGUCCCUCGGAUAUUGCCCACCAACCUCACCUUGGGUCAAGUUCGUUACCAUCUCGAUAAUCUUCUUGUUUCGGUGUACCAGCUGGUCAAGUCGGAUGCACGGAUGUAUCGGUAUUGGAGACGCGAUACUGUGCCAUGGGAGUGGCAGACUCGACGUCAAGAGGCGCUCGACAUAUUUGACGCCUGGAUGGCCGCACUGGAGAACUUCUUCUCAGUCCAGGGAUCGAGACUAAGCAGUACCGACAUCAAAAGCCUGUUGGGGCUCCGACUGCAGAUCAAGACAGCGGUCGUUAUGCUCAGGGCGUGUAUAGACAGCGGACCGGAGAGCACAUUUGAUGCAUUCGAAGAUGACUUUGAGGACAUGGUCUCGAAGGUUGAACAGAUGACCACGGCCCUUGGCAUGCCUGAACAAAGGCCAUUGGAGGACGAAGCCACACCUUUCACCAUGGAGCUCGGUAUCGUCCACCCGCUCUUCUUUGUCGCCUGCAAAUGUCGUGAUUGGGGUCUCCGGCGGCGGGCAGUGGCUCAACUGAAGCGAGCCGGCAAGGAAGGCGUGUGGGAGGGUCCCAUCAUGGCAGUCCUCGCUCAAAGGAUCAUGGAGCUCGAGGAAGAAGGUCUGGAAGAAGGAGAGUUCGUCCCCGAAGAGAACCGAUUCCACGAGAUCAAAAAGAAUGUUGACUACGACGGCCGGCAAGUCCUCUUCGAGGCCACCAAGGCACUGGAUCCCACAUGGAAGACAUUUUCGGUGCAUAGAGAGGCCGUUCAAUUUUGA